UUUCCUCCUCAAAGUCAACUGGAAACCUUAAACCGGGCCGUGCAAUUAAAGUGCAAAUUGAUAUAUGCAAGUGCAGCAUCAGCAGCAGCUUUGCCGAAAAACAGUUGCCGUAUCGCCGACGAAGACGACAACGAAGCGGGUCCAAAGUAUUGCCCGCAGAACGUGGUAGAAUCAAUUCCUUUGCCCAAUAAUAAGCGGCGCAUUUGAACGCCGGUCUGCCCAUAAAAAUGAUUGCCAUAUAACCGCACACCGCGGACGCAACCACACAAAGAGUCGGAGCUUUGCGAUUAGACAAGCAGAUUAGAGACCCAAAAAGGCUGUCCCCAGGAGAGCCACACUUUGCCGGCAAGGAGACAGGUCGAGGAGAGAACCACCAAAGAUGAACAGCCUGGCACGAGUGUUCAGCAAUUUCCGCGAUUUCUACAACGAGAUCAAUGCGGCCACGCUCACCGGAGCCAUCGAUGUCAUCGUGGUGGAGCAGCGGGAUGGCGAGUUCCAGUGCUCGCCCUUCCACGUCCGUUUUGGCAAGCUGGGAGUGCUGCGGAGCAGGGAGAAGGUGGUGGACAUUGAGAUCAAUGGCGCCCCCGUUGACAUACAGAUGAAGCUGGGUGACUCCGGCGAGGCGUUCUUUGUGGAGGAGUGCCUAGAGGAUGAGGAUGAGGAACUGCCUGCUAACCUGGCCACCUCACCCAUUCCGAACAGCUUCCUGCAGUCGCGGGACAAGGGCAAUGACACCAUGGAGGACAUCAGUGGAGUGGCGGCCGACAAAAACGCUAGCGAGGAGCUUCAGCUGCCACUGCCGUUGCCGCGACGCAACUCCAUAGACUUCUCCAAGGAGGAGCCCAAAGAAGCGGCCGUCGAGGGCGGCAAGUUCGAGAACCAGGUCUCGGACUACACGCAGCGCAGACACACCGACAACACGCUGGAACGUCGCAAUCUGAGCGAGAAGCUCAAGGAAUUCACCACUCAGAAGAUUCGCCAGGAGUGGGCCGAGCACGAGGAGCUGUUCCAGGGAACCGAGAAGAAACCUUCGGAGACUGAGGUGCUGGAGAGCCAAAGCAAGGCGGCAGAGUCUGAAAAGGAAGUGCAGGUGGCUGACAAAGAGCAGGAAGCCAAGCCAGACCUAACCCUCACACCGGUCACCAUUAGCGAACCCACCAAGGAGGUGGCUUCCAAGGGCAAGACCAAGAAGCGGCGCAAGAAGUCGCAGAUGAAGAAGAAUGCCCAGCGCAAGACCUCCUCCAGCAGCUCGGUGGGCAGUGCCGCCGGCGGCGAUCUGGCCUCGGCGGAGACCGCCUCCGUGGGUGUGACCAACAUCGAUGAGGGCGAUGCCCAAGUUUCCAGUGCCACUAACAACAACAACAAUAACACCUCCUCGUCCAACGACGAGCAACCAUCGGCUCCUCUGCUCACCGCCCACACCGGUGACGACAGCCCGCUGAGCGAGCUUCCCCACACUCCAACCACCAAUCCACGCCUGGAUCUGGACAUUCACUUCUUUAGCGACACCGAGGUUUCCACCCCGGUGGUCGGUGGAUCGGGUCGCGCCGCCGGCGGCCGACCCUCGACGCCCAUCCAGAGCGACAGUGAGCUGGAGACGACAAUGCGGGACAAGCGUCGCGGAGUGGACGAGGAGAGUGCUGCCGCCUCAUGGAAGUGGGGCGAGCUGCCGACGCCCGAGCAGGCCAAGAACGAGGGCAUCGAGGCGCAGAUGGAGCGCCAUUCGAUGCUCAGCAACAUGUUCAGCUUCAUGAAACGCGCCAACCGGCUGCGCAAGGAGGUGGGCGUGGCCGAGGCCGGGGAUAUCUACCUGUCCGACCUGGACACCGGCAGUUUGGAUCCCGAGAUGGCGGCCCUCUACUUCCCGUCACAAAAGCCCAAAGAGCCCUUCUCGCCGCCGGAGGAGGAUCGGGAGAGCGGCAACGGCACCAGCCUGCCGCACUCGCCCAGCUCGCUGGAGGAGGGCCAGAAGAGUCUGGACUCAGACUUUGACGAGGCCAAGCAGCAGCAGAAGGACAAAAAGUACUUGGACUUUGUGGCCAUGUCCAUGUGCGGAAUGCCGGAACAUGGCGUAGAGCCCUCGGAGCAGGAGUUCAACCGUCACCUGGUCAGCUAUCCGGAUGUGUGCAAAAGCCCCAGCAUAUUCUCAUCGCCUAAUCUAGUCGUACGGCUGAAUGGCAAAUACUACACCUGGAUGGCUGCAUGUCCCAUUGUCAUGACAAUGAUCACCUUCCAGAAGCCACUAACCGAUGAUGCCAUUGAGCAGCUAAUGUCGCAGGGCGGCAAGUGUCUGGCCAGCGAGGACAAGCAGGAAGCGGCCGCCCAGGCAGACAGUGCUGGGCAGACCAGGCGCUACUGGUGGAGCUGGAGGCGCUCGCAGGAUGCAGCGCCCAACCAUGUGGGCAAUGCCCAUGGCAUGCCCCUUGGCAAGGAUGAGAAAGAUGGCGAUCAGGCAGCGGUGGCCACCCAGACCUCGCGGCCCAACUCACCGGACAUCAGUGAUCCAACGCUGAGCAAGAGCGACUCCCUGGCUAACGCAGAGAACACCUCGGCGCUGGUGGACAACCUCGAGGAGUUGACCAUGGCCUCCAAUAAGAGCGACGAGCCCAAGGAGCGGUACAAGAAGUCGCUGCGCCUUAGCUCCGCAGCCAUUAAAAAACUAAACCUCAAGGAGGGCAUGAACGAGAUCGAGUUCAGCGUGACCACCGCCUACCAGGGAACGACGCGCUGCAAGUGCUACCUGUUCCGCUGGAAGCACAACGACAAGGUGGUCAUCUCGGACAUUGACGGCACCAUUACCAGGUCGGAUGUUUUGGGCCACAUUCUGCCCAUGGUGGGCAAGGAUUGGGCACAGUUGGGCGUGGCUCAGCUGUUCUCGAAGAUCGAGCAGAAUGGCUACAAGCUGCUCUAUCUCUCGGCUCGCGCCAUUGGCCAGAGCAGGGCGACACGCGAGUACCUGCGCUCCAUACGGCAGGGCGAUGUGAUGCUGCCGGAUGGGCCGCUGCUGCUGAAUCCCACAUCCCUGAUCUCGGCCUUCCACCGCGAGGUGAUCGAGAAGAAGCCGGAGCAGUUCAAGAUUGCCUGUCUGUCGGACAUUCGUGAUCUGUUCCCCGACAAGGAGCCCUUCUAUGCCGGCUACGGCAAUCGCAUCAAUGACGUGUGGGCCUAUCGUGCCGUGGGCAUACCCAUCAUGCGCAUCUUUACUAUCAACACCAAGGGCGAGCUGAAGCACGAGCUGACCCAAACAUUCCAGUCCUCAUACUGCAGCAUGACGUACAUUGUUGACCAACUGUUCCCGCCGGUUAAGCACGACGAAGCCUCCGCGGAGUUCUCCAACUUCAACUAUUGGCGCGAUCCCAUACCGGACCUGGAUAUACCCGAACUGGAGACGUCACAGGUGGCGCCCAGCAAGGUCGUCGAGAUGGCCACCCUGCGACCCAUUCCCGAGAAGUGAACUCCCCCCGCAAACCAUACUAUACACUUUCUAUGAAGCAGAUAGCGCUUUUCCCCAUAGCUUUCCACCCCCCACUUCUUCUCUAGAUGUGCUUACCAAAAAUAUGUCCCUAUGACCCUGCAUAAGCAUAGCUGGCGGCCAGCAUUCGUUGUUCGUUUCAUCAGUUUCAUUUUAUAUAGUAUAUUUUAUUAAAAUGCCUAGUUUCUAGUUAAAUGUGGGUAGACUUGAGUUGUAUUCCGAAAUUGAGUUUAUUUCUACCCGCAGUAAGUUCCUUUGAGACUCCUGCAAGUUCCAAGAAGCUGCAGUUUCAACUGGCAGUUGUGAUUUUCGAUUUCAUUAUUCAUUAUUAUUUCCCCGUGUGAUUUAAUUUAAAUUAAGUUCAUUGUGAUGAGGUUUUAUUUGGAGUUUCUCUUUCUGAAAACUGUGCUCUAGACCAGACCUAUGUAUGUAUACUUAACUGAUAGUGUUUCAAUACAAAUAAAUGCUUCGAAAUUCUGAGAAAA
Molecule: messenger RNA, 3957 nt
Organism: Drosophila kikkawai
Lineage: Eukaryota; Metazoa; Arthropoda; Insecta; Diptera; Drosophilidae
Source: RefSeq, a predicted model, not a curated record